AUUCUAGAAUCUGUCGCAACACCAACCGGACACUUCCCAGACAGUAAUUACAUAGAGGAGGACAAAUAUUCACCUGGGUUCCUCACGCUUGGCCAGAAGUACAGCAUAGCCAUCGGCUCAACGGUGGUGUUGCCAUGCAAAAUAAAUGAGACAGAAAACUCUAGUCAGUACGUACUGGCAUGGAAGCGCGACAUCGCCGUGCUGACGGCCGCAAAUGUUAAGGUUACGGUCAACCCAAGGCUUCGCCUGAUGCCGGUCCAGGCCCACUCCGACCAGCACGGGUCGCUGUCUACGGGCUACAACUUGGAGAUCCGGGACGUUCGCAUUACGGACGCCGGUGAUUACAUCUGUCAGAUCGGUUCAAUGGAGCCGAAGGAAAUCGUGCAUACGCUUGAGAUACUGGUGCCACCGAAAAUUGACUAUAUUUCACCGGCGAACAAGCUGGACAUCCACAAAGAUGCCGCGAUACGAAUGGAAUGUCGUGCGACGGGAAACCCAACACCCAAAAUUAUAUGGUCUAGAAAGAAUAAUGUAAUGCCUAAUGGAGAAGCCAACAAGACUGGGAACGUGCUGGAAAUAGUGCAUGCAAAUCGGCACACCAGUGGCCAUUAUAAAUGCACCGCUGAUAAUCGGGUCGGUCAGCCGGACUCCAGGGAAGUGCUCGUCAAUGUGCUGUAUCCCCCAGAAAUUGAAGUGGAGCAACCGAUAGUGCACAGCGGUGUGGGACAUGAAGCACAGUUAGUGUGCAUCGUGCACGGAGAGCCAACGCCGAGCGUCAUCUGGUACCAGGACACGACACAAAUUGGAAUCACCGAGCAAUUCUCACAACAGAACCGUGGUAACAAGCAUAGUCUCAUUAUCCGGAAUGUCACAUACUCCGAUCUCGGCAACUACACCUGCCAGGCAUCGAACGCGUUAGGCAAGGAUCGUGGAAAGCUGUCCCUCAGCGGUUUGCCCACCCUCUGCUACUUUGACUCGCCCACAUUGAGCAGCUACCGCGAUCAGUACAACAUUUCCUGGACGGUGCAAAGCUACUCGGCCAUCCGCGAGUACCGGCUGUUUUUCCGUUUGGCCUCCAAGGGCAUGCACCUGCUGCACCACGAAAAGCCCCUCGAGAACCACAUAUACAGCGACCGAGCGGCCGGCGGUGGUGCCAUCGGGGGAGGGAGCCAGCAUCUGUACAACGGCCAGUAUGGGGUCGGCGUCGGUGAGCAGUGGGAGAACAUUGUCAUCCCGGAAAUGACUGAUCAUGGGAUACCGAGCCACUUUUACAACAUGGUGCCACCUUACGCAUCCUACCAGCCGGCCACGAUCCGGCACCGCAUGAGCUUCCAGCUAAAAGACCUCAAGCCAGCCAGCAACUACGAGGCACGGGUGCAGGCACGGAACGACCAUGGCUGGAACAAGCUUUCGAGCAUAUUUCACUUCUCCACACGCUCCGAAGAUAUGGAGCUCGAGCCAUCCGCACAGCCGGCGGUCCACGGGGCCGGCCUACUAGAUAAGGGCUUGCUGAGCAGCAGCAGUGCCGCCACACCGACGUUCCCCGUCGCCCGCGUCCAUAAAUCAUGGGCACUUUCCAUUUUCACCGUUUUAAUUACUGCCCGCCUGCUUCCCUCACCGCUCGCCGGCAUCUUAUCGGCAGCAUGA
Messenger RNA from Anopheles coustani, 1647 nucleotides. Its product is annotated as lachesin-like. The annotation marks the transcript as partial. The record is from RefSeq and is a predicted model, not a curated record. Gene Ontology annotation, cellular component: neuronal cell body; axon; plasma membrane. Gene Ontology annotation, molecular function: axon guidance receptor activity; protein binding. The transcript is spliced from 7 exons. NCBI's taxonomy places the organism in Eukaryota, Metazoa, Arthropoda, Insecta, Diptera, Culicidae. Gene Ontology annotation, biological process: homophilic cell-cell adhesion; synapse organization.